UUUAGGGAAAGGUGGGAUUUUUUUGAAGUUGUUCAUCACAUGUGCAAAAAACUAUCAUAUGUUUCGCGUGGUUUUUAAAGUGCACAUUGAUUUGAUAUUUUAGUUUGUGGCUAGGCAUGUUGUAACGAUGGAAGACCCAAGAUUUACAAUGGACUCCUUCAACCCUUCUAUAUAAAUGUUUCCUAGUCUUUAGGACAUUUGGCUGCUCAAGUUUCUAUACAACAGAAAGAUCGAGAGAGAUAGAAAGAGAGAGAGAGAGAGAAAGAAAGCUAUGUUGUUUCUAAAUGUCUCCUUCUUAUAACACUUGAUAAGGUGAAGGAGAAAAAUAUUAACUCUUCAUUUGAUAGUUUUAUGUUUUAUUUGUUAGAAAUAUAUAUAUACAGGGAAAAAAAAAAAAAAAGCAUGAUGAGGAGGAAGAGUGAAACUUCUUUGCCAUAUUCAAAGUUCCAAAUUCAUUCGGUGGCAUGUCCAUCCAUCAGAAAGAGAAUUACAAUUUUGUACAAUUCAAAGACUGGUUUCAGUGAUGAUGCAUCUGAGCUGCAGAUCCUAGGCAUCCUUUGGCUUGCAAGAAGAGAAGUGGAAGAAAAAGACAACAUUAACAGAUCAAAUUUGAGGUUGUCAUCUCCUCAUCAUUAUCAUAGCCCUCCUACUCCUGCUGCAGGGUCGUCUCUGAAGAAAUCUUUGCAAAGAUUUUUGCAGAAGAGAAGAGACAGGAUUAGAGCUGCAGGGUAGCCAUUCCUUACUAAUAACAUAUAUUAUUAAUUACUCCAAUAAUAAUAAAUCAUGCAUGGGAACUCUACUCAUCAUCCUAGCUAGUAUCAAUUUAUCCACUUUAGUCAUGUUACAAAUUUACCUACUUUCCUUAUCCUUUGUUCAUUACCAUUUGGACAUCAUUUAUAGCAUUAUUUAAGAGUUGAUCUACUCAAUUAUUAAUACCACCAUGACAAAAACAUUUUCUUAUUUGAUUA
Ipomoea triloba (trilobed morning glory) is the source of this 968-nucleotide messenger RNA. RefSeq names its product protein TIFY 5A-like. The record is from RefSeq and is a predicted model, not a curated record. Bases 352 to 732 code for a protein of 126 amino acids. The transcript is spliced from 3 exons. Lineage: Eukaryota; Viridiplantae; Streptophyta; Magnoliopsida; Solanales; Convolvulaceae.